Molecule: messenger RNA, 1643 nt
Organism: Vombatus ursinus (common wombat)
Lineage: Eukaryota; Metazoa; Chordata; Mammalia; Diprotodontia; Vombatidae
Exons: 14
Coding region: 341-1306 (321 amino acids)
Source: RefSeq, a predicted model, not a curated record
AUUUAGGAAUCACCCACAAGGAAACAUUUAUGUUUAGAAUUACAAGAGAAAUGUCAUACAGAUGGUGAUGAAUGGAUAAGAUGUUAAAGGGGACACACAAGUGAUUGACUGUUAAGUUGGCAAUAUUAUAUAGAUGUCAAUGAAUGGAAUCCAGUAUACCUAAUUCACUCAGUUGUAUCAGUGGAAGAAUUGGGAUAGAAGCCAAGACUCUUGAUACCCAAAUUAGCAUUUUGCCCACUUAAAACACACAUGUUUAUUUUGUUUUUCUAGAGAAACUGAUUUCAAAAAACAAGAACUGGCUAAAACAGCAAUUUUAGAAGAACAAACACAAACGUUCCUCAUGGAUAUUAAAGAGAUAUGUGCCACGGAAAACAAUGAAGUUCCUACAGUGGACAGCAUCAUUGAAAUGGAAGCCAUCACAAAAAAAGAAUAUGUUAAUUUUGAUGUUUCAACUCUGGCAUCUACCUGGAAAACCAGAGAAAUUGAAUUGAAAAAACAGGAGUUGAUCAUAAGAACAGCCUGUCAAGAGAGAGCACAGAAAUUUUACAAUGAAGUAAAAAAGAUACGGGCCAUGGAAAAAAUUGAAGUGGAAAAUGGAACUGAGGAGGAAAAUGGUUUUGAUGAUUAUUCAAUUCUAUUAUCUCUCUGGAGAACCAGAGAAACUAUAUAUAAGAAACAAAGACUGCAAUUCCAAAUGGUUUUAGAAGAAAGAAGUCAAGCAUUCUUCAAAGAAGUCAAAGAGUUAUGUGCUACUAUGAGAGAAUUCAAUUCUUGGGAAAACAUUAAUGAGGAGGAAAAUAUCGCCAUAAAGGAAAACAUGACUAAAAAGGAAAAUAUUUAUGAUGCUUCAACUCUGCUAUCUUCCUGGACAAACAGAGAAACUGAAUUCAGAAAACAAGAACUGACAAGAAAAAUAAUUUUGAAAGAGCAAACGCAAGCAUUCCUCACAGACAUCAAAGAGAUGUGUGCCAUGGAAAGUGAUGAACAUUCGGAAGAGGAAAACAGCCUUGAAAUGGAAAGAAUGAUUGAAAAUGAAACCACUCUUAAUGAGGAAAACAUCAUAGAAACAAAAAAUACCACUGGGAAGAAAUCCAUUCGUUAUACUGGUUGGACUCUGGCACGUCUCUGGACAAUCAGACAAAAUGAAGUAAAAAAACAAGAAAUGGCAAGAAAAGCAGUUCUGGAAGAGAAAGUUGAGAAUUACAUCAAAGUAAUCAAAGAGAUAUAUGCAAUGGAAAUCAAUGAUGACAAGGAGAAGAACGAAUUGAGUGCAAGGGAAUACACAAACACUUCUGAAAAGAACUGAAAAUAACAUGACUCCUUUGGCAAGUGGGAACACCUAUUUGUCCAGGGAAAUAAAAUAACAAUUCUGGGCCUGCCACAGACUGUCCCCAAAAGGUACCAGAAGUGGAACAAAAAAUAAGAGAAAAGGAAAAAAACAAAGAAAUAUCAGGACUCCUGCUGAACAAAAACCUAGAAGAUCCACCCAUAAUAAUUUUAGAAACAGAAGACUCCAAUAAUUCUGACAAUGGGAGCAAGAACAUGGAAACUUUGGAAACCUCUCCAGGGACGAGGUCUGCAUCAUGGAUUCCCAGGUGUUUUCAAACCCUCCGGAAAAAAUUCAGAAAGGGAUCAAAAGAGAG